CAAGAACGGUGCUAUUCAUAUAAAAGCUUCCGCUAGUUCUUCUCUUAAACACGAUCGAGAAUCGAAGAAGAAGAAGAAGAAUGCAAACGCGAUUUUCACCUGAAAUCGAUUCUAUCAGUGAUGCAAUGUGGCUGUGAAAUCGCACAGUUUGCUUCUCGACGUGAUGGAAGGAUAGAUAGUUGUAUGCAUGCAUAUAACUAAAAUGCGCACUGAUUCCGGCGACUAUGCUGUUUGUGGCUCAUGCGGGGAUCACUCUUUUUGUUUUUGAAGGAUCAUAUGUUUGCUUCAUAGUCUGUAUAAUUACCUCUCUCAGGUGAAAAUAUCUUGAAUUGAUUAACAGAGACAAUAAGUGGAUGAGAAUCAUGCAUCGCAAUGUAGUUAAAAGAUCAAAUGAGGGUUCCAGGAUUAUUGCCACAGCAACUAUGGGAGUUGCUGUUGGAUUUUUUAUUGGUAUUUCACUUUCAUCCUUGCAUUUGACUAAGAUUAGCUUACUUUCAAAUGUGGAGAAUUCUUUUGAAGUAGGAUCUUCUGGAAAUGUAAAUCCUGAAGCCUUAGGGUCAGUUAGUUUAUUUAAGAUAUAUGUUCCAUCAAACCCUCGCGGAGCAGAAUUACUACCCCCAGGAAUUAUUGUAUCAGAAUCUGAUUUGUAUUUGCGCAGACUAUGGGGCGAUCCAAGUGAGGAUCUGGAGAAAAAACCAAAGUAUUUGGUGACAUUUACUGUUGGUUAUGAUCAGAGGCAUAAUAUCAAUGCUGCAGUCAAUAAGUUUUCUGAUGAUUUUGCAAUUUUGCUCUUUCAUUAUGAUGGUCGGACUAGUGAAUGGGAUCAGUAUGAGUGGUCAAAGAAUGCAAUCCAUGUUAGUGUAAUGAAACAAACAAAAUGGUGGUAUGCUAAAAGGUUUUUGCAUCCUGAUAUAGUAUCAGCUUUUGAAUAUAUUUUUAUCUGGGAUGAAGAUCUUGGAGUGGAACACUUCAACCCAGACGAGUUUAUCAACAUAAUUAAAAAACAUGGUUUGGAGAUCUCUCAACCUGGUCUUGAGCCCAAUAACGGAUUGACAUGGGAGAUGACAAAAAGGAGAGGGGAUAGUGAAGUUCACAUGGUUACUGAAGAGAAACCAGGUUGGUGUAGCGAUCCACAUUUGCCUCCUUGUGCUGCAUUUGUGGAAAUUAUGGCUCCUGUCUUUUCUCGGGAAGCAUGGCGAUGUGUUUGGCAUAUGAUUCAGAAUGACCUAGUGCACGGAUGGGGAUUGGAUUUUUCUCUCAGAAGAUGUGUAGAGCCUGCGCAUGAAAAAAUUGGUGUAGUUGAUUCACAAUGGAUUGUUCAUCAAGUAAUUCCUUCUCUCGGACUACAGGGAGAGGCUGACAAUGGACAAGAACCAUGGGAUGCGGUGAGAACGAGAUGUAGAAAUGAAUGGGCUGAGUUUCAAGCUCGCAUGAAUGAUGCUGAUAAGUCAUAUAUUGAAGGACUCAACAACUAUCGAAAAGGUUAACGAAUGAACCUAUGCCGCAGCCCCUCCUCUGCCUUCCCACUGUACAUGUUUUACUAUUACGUACAUGUAGGAUUUUCUUGUGUAUUAUUGGUUUGUUUUCCCAGUCCCCACGUGCUAGGUGUAUUUUCUGAGCUUGUGUUCUUUAAUAUGAUAAUAUCCUUGCAUUUUUGACACGCAUCUCUACUCUAGUUACAAAAAGUAAAAGAAAGGUAAGCACGAUUCAGCAUUUUCCCCGAGUAUACAAAUUGUAGGUUCUAGUAAUGGUAAAGGGCUAAAGUAGUUGCGACAAGAGAGGGUAUCCUCUUUUCACUGAUAGCUUAGGUUUGAGGCACUCGUUGUUCUGUGAUUUUGAUGGGAAUUGGAAUGGUGAACGGUCUUUGACGAACAGAAA
Molecule: messenger RNA, 1878 nt
Organism: Arachis duranensis
Lineage: Eukaryota; Viridiplantae; Streptophyta; Magnoliopsida; Fabales; Fabaceae
Exons: 16
Coding region: 354-1487 (377 amino acids)
Source: RefSeq, a predicted model, not a curated record